UUGGCCUCACCGUUGUCAGAACUGGAUUUGAGUUUCAGUUUUAUUAUUUAUUUUUGUUGUUGUUGUUAGCUGAGUAAAUGUACAGAAGUUACUUAUCAGUAUCAGUUAAUUGUCAACUGCAAAACAGCAUUAGUGACAUCCAUUUCUUUGGGUUAUUGUGAAUAUCAAAUAUUAUUCCUUAAGUACAUUUUGAGGCAAGUAUGCUCUUAGUUCCAUUUUGGACUUUAUUUUAGAUAAUCAAACCAAUGCCUCACAUAUGAGACAUAGAAAUGUCCAGAAGAAACUACACCGAAGUGACGGAAUUUGUUCUCUUGGGUCUAACAAGCCGACCAGAGUUGCGAGUUGCUUUCUUUGUGUUGUUCCUUUUUGUCUACAUGGUCACUGUGGUAGGAAACCUGGGCAUGAUUGUUUUAAUCAAAAUUGAUUCUCGACUUCACACUCCCAUGUACUUCUUUCUCUCAAGCUUGUCUGUUUUAGAUCUGUGUUUCUCCACAAAUGUCACUCCCAAAAUGCUAGAAAAUUUCUUAUCCAAGAAGAAGACCAUUUCGUAUGCAGGUUGUUUGGUGCAGUGUUAUAUUGUCAUUGCUGUGGUCCUCACAGAGCACUGCAUGUUGGCAGUCAUGGCGUAUGACCGCUACAUGGCCAUCUGUAAUCCACUGCUCUACAGCAGCAAGAUGUCCAAGAGUGUCUGUGUCCGCCUGGUGAUUGUCCCUUACGUCUAUGGCUUCCUCCUCAGUGUGAUGGAAACCUUGAGGACCUACAACCUCUCCUUCUGUGGUGCUAAUGAAAUCAACCAUUUCUACUGCGCUGACCCUCCUCUUAUCAAACUGGCAUGCUCUGACACCUACAGCAAAGAGCUUUCGAUGUACAUAGUCGCUGGCUACAGCAACGUCCAGUCCCUCCUGAUCAUCCUCACGUCCUACAUGUUUAUCCUUGCAGCUAUCCUCAGAAGCCGUUCUGCAGAGGGGAGGAGAAAGGCUUUCUCCACAUGUGGCUCCCACUUGACAGUAGUCACAAUCUUCUAUGGAACCCUCUUCUGUAUGCACUUGAGACACCCCACAGAGGAGUCCGUGGAGCAGGGGAAGAUGGUGGCCGUGUUUUACACCACGGUGAUCCCCAUGCUGAAUCCCAUGAUCUAUGGCCUCAGGAACAAGGAUGUGAAAGAGGCCUUGAGAAAAGCAACAGGAAAGCAGAAAUCGGGGAAAUGA
Microcebus murinus (gray mouse lemur) is the source of this 1208-nucleotide messenger RNA. Its product is annotated as olfactory receptor 5M5-like. The record is from RefSeq and is a predicted model, not a curated record. Gene Ontology annotation, molecular function: olfactory receptor activity; G protein-coupled receptor activity. Gene Ontology annotation, biological process: G protein-coupled receptor signaling pathway. Gene Ontology annotation, cellular component: membrane. Lineage: Eukaryota; Metazoa; Chordata; Mammalia; Primates; Cheirogaleidae.